Hipposideros armiger (great roundleaf bat) is the source of this 713-nucleotide messenger RNA. Its product is annotated as putative N-acetyltransferase 8B. The transcript has a single exon. Gene Ontology annotation, molecular function: N-acetyltransferase activity. Lineage: Eukaryota; Metazoa; Chordata; Mammalia; Chiroptera; Hipposideridae. The annotation marks the transcript as partial. The record is from RefSeq and is a predicted model, not a curated record.
UUGAGGCACUUUGUCAAACACUCCUGGAACCAGUAUGUGGUUGACACUUUGCACACAGACAUGUCUGACAUCACCAAAUUCUACAUGAGUGAGCGUGGCUCCUGCUUCUGGGUGGCCGAGUCUGAGGGGCAGGUCGUGGGCACAGUGGGAGCAAGGCCCUUAGAGGAGUCCAGCCUGUGCAAGAAGCAGUUGCAGCUGUUUCGCCUAAGUGUGGCCUUGGAGCGCCGGGGUGAGGGGAUAGCGAAAGCCCUGGUCAGGACUGUCCUCCAGUUUGCGCGGGACCAGGGCUACAGUGAAGUUGUCCUCUUCACCACCACGAUACAGCACUCUGCUGUAGCCCUCUACCAGCGCCUUGGCUUCCACAAGGCACACCAGCACUUCCAUUCCAAGAUGUGGGCGCUAAUGUCUAUCGCUGAGAUACAAUUCAGCUACCCGCUUCCCUCGGCUCAGGCCUCUCAGGCGCCGCAGCAGAAAGGGGGCCUGUGAUCCAUUUCCUUGUGGAUUCAACAGGAGAGGAUGAGCUCUGUGGCAGUUACAAGCUAACGCUGAACUCUCACUGUGACAGCACAGGAAAAGCUUGUUGCUCCUUCACAUCCCAACUCAACAGGGCUGCUGGUGUCACGGCUCUAGUCAGCCUUGUUGGGUUGUGAUUGUUUCAUUGAUCUAGUGCCACAAGAGUGUAAAAUAAUAAUAAACAUUGACUUAGUUCAUGA